This is a messenger RNA of Daldinia loculata, 1533 nucleotides long. Its product is annotated as putative short-chain dehydrogenase/reductase family protein. Bases 473 to 1474 code for a protein of 333 amino acids. Lineage: Eukaryota; Fungi; Ascomycota; Sordariomycetes; Xylariales; Hypoxylaceae. The transcript has 3 exons. The record is from RefSeq and is a predicted model, not a curated record.
GGACGAGAGAAGCCGCGGACUCCGAACGAUGUAGGUUCAGUCUUCGAAUAUACUGGUAAAAUUUAGCAGGAUUAUCUUAUUGCACGAAUCAUCAGAUCCUACCGGUGCGGCUUGCUAAGGGGAACCCCCCUAUUGCUAUUGGGUCUGUCCCAAUUAGGAAACCACUCUCUGAUUGGUUCUACCGCGGCUGGAAUCCAUAACACCACUCCAUGUCCCUAUUCUAGAGGGCAAUACAUCUAAAUGUAUGAUAAACGUAGACUGAUAGAAGAAGACCGAAAUUUUCACUUGAUCUUCCCGGGCUUUACGGAAGCCGAUAGCCCAAAGUCCGUAGAAUAGGAGGCUAAAAUGGCGUAUUUCUCCUAUCCAUCUCUACUGAUUGUCAUGGACGCUACCUGUAUCACUUUCACUUAACAACCUUCCAUUAUUUUAAGCUACCGAUAAAUAUCAUACAAGAAACCCCCUUUCAACAGAUAUGAAAAUGGUAUCCGUUUGGGAAUUUGUAUCUGAGCAAUGGCAAAAGCUCCCUGUCCUCGCUACGACGGAGACUUGUGCUGGGAAAACGUACAUUGUUACAGGCUCUAAUACCGGCCUAGGGCUUGAGGCUGCGAAACAUCUAGUCCGCGUCCGAGCUAAUAAAGUGAUCAUCGCAGUCCGAAACCUUAAGGCAGGUGAAGCGGCAAAGGCCGAGAUCGAGUCCGCAACGAACAAUCGAGGCGUCGCCGAGGUAUGGCAUCUCGACUUGGCAAGCUUUGAGUCUGUCAAAGAGUUUGCGAAGAGGGCUAUCGAGAAAUUAGAUCGCAUCGACGGUCUAAUCAAGAAUGCCAGCGUCGCGCUUGACAAGUUCGCCCUUGCAGAGGGAUACGAGUCGACUGCCACUAUCAAUAUUUUGAGCACCUUUCUUCUAGCGAUCCUCCUCCUUCCAAAGAUGACCGAGACGGCGAAACGCUUCAACAUCCAGCCUCACUUGACAAUCGCUACGAGCGAAGCUGGAUUUGCAGUCAAGGAGGCCUUUGAUAGUGUAAAGGAUAAUCUAAUGACGAAGUUGAACGACCCGAGAACGUCGGAUAUGAGACAAAGGUAUCCGGUCACCAAGCUCAUCCAACAGUUCGCAGGCCGCCACCUCGCAACCCUUCUACCAGUUUCAAAAACAGGGGUUGUCCUGAACCUUGUGAACCCUGGCCUAUGCAGGACUGCGCUUAGCCGACAUGUAGGAUUCUUUUUGCGUCUGCAGAUUGUCAUAGCCAUCUUUUUGAUCGGGAGAACUGUUGAGAUGGGUAGCCGCACGCUGCUACACGCAGUGGUGGCUGGGGAAGAGAGCCACGGGUGUUACGUCUCGGCUUGCGAGGUUAAGGAAGACCAGGUACCCAGCUGGGUGAAAGGUGAGGAGGGUAGGAAACAAGGAAAGCUUAUAUGGGGUGAGAUAGCAAGGGUUCUAGAAACAGUUAAUCCAGGUUGUCUGAGUAAAGUAUUGUAAUAUGGGCGGCAUUUGAUGUACGGAUUAGGAGUUUUAUAAACAUGAUUUUUAAAUACGGA